Molecule: messenger RNA, 4094 nt
Organism: Mauremys reevesii (Reeves's turtle)
Lineage: Eukaryota; Metazoa; Chordata; Testudines; Geoemydidae
Gene: AMIGO2
Product: adhesion molecule with Ig like domain 2
Exons: 4
Coding region: 1296-2861 (521 amino acids)
Biological process (GO): brain development
Molecular function (GO): protein binding
Source: RefSeq, a predicted model, not a curated record
AUCCAGACUAACACGGCUACCCUUCUGAUACCCACCAUUUCAGUUACUAUUAUGCUUAAUUACUGGUACAGAUGGGAUUAGGUUGGGAGUCGCACUCAGAUGAGUGCCAGGGGAGGGACACUGGGAGCCAAUAAGGAAAGGGAACAUUCUGGCAUUUUCUAACUUUUGAGUGCUUAACUCUGCAACCAUAAUAAUGGCCCUUGCAUGUAAUUUUUGUGUGUGUAAUUAUUUAUUUAGAAUUACAGUAAUGCUAAACAUUCCAGUCAUAAUUAGAGCUCCAUUGUGCUAGGUGCUAUACAAAUACAUAGGAAGAUGCAGUACCUGCCCCAAAGAGCUUAUAAUCAAAUGUAUUUAAUAUUUAAGACUAGAUAUACAAAUCUUAAAAAGCACCUAAAUGACUUUACAGCCUACUGAUUUUAAAUUUGAUUUUGAAAAAUAGGACUUGCCUCCUAAGUUACUUAGGUGCUUUUGAAAAUUUUACUCUGAAUCUUCAUUUAUUUAUAUCAGUUUAAAAAAAGAAGGAAAAAACCCAUUAGAAAACUUGGUUUCCUGACCAGUUAAAAUUACGAAGUUCUAACAUGGUUCCUCAUCCCAUCACUAACAAAACACAACAGCUAGGUAGACACAAUCCCCCUGCCUAGAUUUUUCAAUCUAGGAUUUAUUAUUAUUACUUGUACUGUGGUUAGCACCUGGGGACCCCAGUCACAGAUCAAAGCCCUACUGUAUGGGGCACUGUACAAAUACAUAACAACAUGUAUUUGUACAUAACAUGUACCCUGCCCUGAAGAGGUUGCAGUCAACGUAUAAAACAAGAGACAACAGAUGAAUGCAGCAAACAGAUGGGGAGCAUAUGGAGACAAUCCAACAAUUCUGGCAAACAUUUAAAGCAGCAGCUACAGCAUGUCAGCUGCCUACUUAUUUGUCUAGACAAUCAUGUUUUAAGGAGGGAGAAUACAGAUGAGGAGGACUUGAGUGAGCCAAGAGAGGUGGUGUGCAGAAUUUGAGAGAUUUUUCUAGGCAUGGGAGGAAGCAGAGAAGAAGACAUGGAGACAUUCAUAUGAGGACAUAAAGUGGUGUCAAGAAGCUGCAUCCCUGGACCAGGAUUGGGAACAUGGAUGACAGUGAAAUCCUUCAGAAAUUGCAUACUUACCUUGCCAUUUCUUAUAAUAGUCUCUCUCAACUGUCAGAAAUUGCACGUGCUGAGCUAGGAGGCUGAGAAAAGAGAUUAGUGCAAGGCUAACUACAUGUAUGAUCUGUGGCAAGGAGAACGGGGAGACGGCUAAGAGAGAGCCAUAAUGUCUUUAAGCUGCCAGACAAUUUCUACUCGACUUGGUGUUCUUAAACUAAACGGCAGAGGACUGCUAUGCCUUUUGGUCUUUACAAUAAGUGUAUGUGGCAGUGCCUCUGGCUUGUGUCCUACAGCCUGCAUCUGUGCUAGUGACAUUGUAAGCUGCACCAAUAAGAACCUCUCUAGGGUGCCAGGAACUCUCUUCAAAUUCAUAAAAAGACUGGAUCUGAGUUAUAACAGAAUUGCAUUUUUGGAACCUGAAUGGGUCCCGGUGCUUUUUGACAAACUGAAUACUUUAAUAAUCAAUCAUAAUAGUAUUAGCAGUAUUAUCACUGGAAGCUUUUCCACAACUCCAAAUUUAAAGUACCUAGACUUGUCAUCCAACAACCUGAAGACACUGGGAAGCCCUUUAUUUCAAGAGCUGAGAGUACUGGAAGUUCUCUUGCUUUACAACAAUCAGAUAACACAGAUUGAUUCUGCUGCCUUUGGAGGAUUAUACAAAUUGCAGAAACUGUACUUGUGUUGUAACUCACUGUCACACUUCCCACUGGACUUGUAUAUUGGAAAACACAAACUUACAGAACUUGUAUUAUUAGACAUUUCCUAUAACCACAUCCAGUCAGUACCCAUUCAACGCGUAAGUUUAGUACCGGCCAAACAACUCAGUGGAAUUUAUCUUCACGGUAACCCAUUUUACUGUGACUGUACUCUAUACUCUAUGCUAAUUUAUUGGUAUCACAGACACUUCAACUCAGUUGUGGAUUUCAAAAAUGAGUAUGCCUGUGUAUUACGAUCUGAUCCCAAAGGUUCCAAUAAAUUGCCUUUAUUGCACGACAACUUUCUGAAUUGCUCCGAAAGCACCAUCAAUGUGUCAUUCCAUGCCUUUGGGUUUAUUCAUGAGGCCCAAAUUGGAGAAAGGCUGAUUGUACCCUGUGACAGCAAAAUUAGUGAUGCAGGCACAUAUUUCAUCUGGGUUAGCCCGGACAAUAGAUUACUAGAGCCAGAUAAGGACACUGACAAUUUUAAGGUGUUUCACAAUGGGAGUCUAGAGAUAAUGGAUCCCCAGCUGGAGGAUUCUGGGCUGUAUUCAUGCAUUGCAAUAAAUAAAAGAAGACUGUUAAAUGAAACCAUAGAGGUUAGAAUUAAUGUAAGCAAUUUCACAGUGAACAGAUCCCAUGCUCAUGAAGCAUUUAACACUGCUUUCACCACUCUUGCUGCCUGUGUAGCCAGUAUUAUUUUGGUACUGCUUUAUCUCUAUCUGACCCCAUGUCCUUGUCAGUGUAAGACAAGAAGAAGAAAAAGGAAGCUGCCCCAAAGCAGUGCCCAUUCAUCCAUCCUAAACUCCACUCCAUCUCAGGAUCCUCCAGCUGAUGAGAAGAAAUCCAGCAGUGGUAAGAGAGUGGUGUUCCUUGAGCCUGUGAACGAGCCAAAACACGGGCAGAAUGGGAAAGUGAGACUGUUUCCCAAAGAAACUGUCAUAGCGGAGAGCAUCUUGAAAACAACCCGAGCAAAAUCUGACUCUGAUUCUGUCAACUCGGUGUUCUCAGAUACACCUUUCAUGCCAUCAUCUUAGUUUGCUUUCUAGUGUGCAGUUAAAUCUCUCAACACCGCCCCUGCCUGUAGCAACCAUCUGGAAAAAAAAAUGUGGCAAAAAAUGCAUUGUCAGUAGUCUUCAAGAACAGGUCCACCUACUCCUCCUGUGAUUGGGAUAACAUGCAACAACGUCACACAGGUUAGCAAAGGGUAGAUCUUCACUGUAGAAUUAACUCAGGCUCUUACCCAAUCCCCCUCCUAUCUACACUCAAAAACCUCUCACCUGAGUCUAGGGGUGCCGUCAGUCCAGGCUAGCUGGCUUGUCUGGGGUUGUAGGCUCAAGGGCAAGUGCUGCUUUCACUGAGGCUAGUAACCCACCCAGUUUUCAUUGAGGACUCAGGCUAAAUCCCCACCCGAGUGCUGGUAGUCUAUUAAUGCCUUCCCACAUUCCCCUCAAUGUGCAGAAGGACAGACAAGUUCUCCCACAAUUCAGUGGGAAAGAAUCAUAAAGCAGCUCAGCUUACUGCAGCACACAUGGGAUAUGCCCAUGGCCAUCCUAGUAACACACACAGGUGAGUGCAGCACCAGUGAGGAAACAGAGGGUAUGUCUACACUGCAGAAAACCCCCCACAGCAGUAGUCUCAGAGACCUCAUCAACUGACUCGGGCUUGUGCUACAGGGCUGAAAAUAACAGUGUACACACAGUGUAGAUGCUCCCACUAAAGCUGCAGCCUGGGCCCUAAGGCCCUCCCCCUCUUACUGGGUCUCAGAACCCAGGCUCCAGCUGCAGCUGGAAUAUCUACACUGCUAUUUUUAGCCUCAUAGCCUGAGCCCCGCAAGCCCAAGUCACUCAACCUGGGCUGUGAGACUCACUACCUUACUGCCUUGUAGAUGUACCCAGUAACUCAGGCAUGGCUUUGGAGGGUGGCUGCUCACACCUGGGCUAGGCUAACCUGGGACCUCAGACCUGGGCGGGUAUCAUCCAAGUUAACUUUGCAGUGAAGACUUACCCAAAGUGUUAAUGUGAAGGUGGAGGACACUUUGCUAUGUGUUUUCUAGAUACCAGUUGUGGGGAAAACAAGUUUGCUGUAGAUGAUACUGUCUUUUCAAUCUGUGUGCUUAUAAGAAUCAGAAUCUUAAAUAUAUGGAUCUGGGUGUAAAUUGGAAUAUCAGGGAACAGAACUGCAGUCCGCGUGCCUCCAAACAGCCCUUACCAAACCUCUUUCCAUCCUCUAAGCAUUCAGUUUGUAAAGGAAUAAAUGAAGUUACACAA